Myotis davidii is the source of this 2087-nucleotide messenger RNA. It is a transcript of the gene DCLK2, whose product is annotated as doublecortin like kinase 2. The transcript is spliced from 18 exons. Gene Ontology annotation, biological process: intracellular signal transduction; protein phosphorylation. Lineage: Eukaryota; Metazoa; Chordata; Mammalia; Chiroptera; Vespertilionidae. The coding region runs from base 185 to 2026 and encodes 613 amino acids. The record is from RefSeq and is a predicted model, not a curated record. Gene Ontology annotation, molecular function: ATP binding; protein kinase activity.
CGGGCUCAUCCCCAGCCCGGCGCACAGCGCCCACUGCAGCUUCUACCGCACGCGGACCCUGCAGGCCCUGAGCUCCGAGAAGAAGGCAAAGAAGGCGCGCUUCUACCGGAAUGGGGACCGCUACUUUAAGGGCCUGGUGUUUGCCAUCUCCAGCGACCGCUUCCGGUCCUUCGACGCGCUGCUCAUGGAGCUCACCCGCUCCCUGUCAGACAACGUGAACCUGCCCCAGGGCGUCCGCACCAUCUACACCAUCGACGGCAGCAGGAAGGUCACCAGCCUGGACGAGCUGCUGGAAGGUGAGAGUUACGUGUGUGCAUCGAACGAACCAUUUCGUAAAGUUGAUUACACCAAAAACAUUAAUCCAAACUGGUCUGUGAACAUCAAGGGUGGGACCGCCCGAGCCUUGGCUGCUCCCACCUCGGUGAAAAGUGAAGUGAAGGAAAGUAAAGAUUUCAUCAAACCCAAGCUAGUGACUGUGAUUCGAAGCGGAGUGAAGCCUAGAAAAGCUGUGCGGAUUCUUCUGAAUAAGAAGACCGCCCAUUCCUUUGAACAAGUCUUAACCGAUAUCACCGAAGCCAUUAAACUAGACUCAGGAGUGGUCAAGAGGCUCUGCACCCUGGACGGAAAGCAGGUUACUUGCCUGCAAGACUUUUUUGGUGAUGAUGAUGUUUUUAUUGCAUGUGGACCUGAAAAAUUCCGUUAUGCCCAAGAUGACUUUGUCCUGGAUCACAGCGAAUGCCGUGUCUUGAAGUCAUCGUAUUCUCGCUCCUCAGCUAAGUACUCUGGAUCCAAGAGCCCUGGGCCCUCUCGUCGCAGCAAGUCACCAGCCUCAGUAAAGAGGGGUGGCCCCUACUCCAGUGCCUACUCUACAGCCAAAUCCCCAGUUAAUGGAACUCCCAGCAGCCAGCUCUCCACCCCUAAAUCUACGAAAUCCUCCAGUUCCUCUCCAACUAGCCCAGGAAGUCUCAGAGGAUUAAAGCAGAUUUCUGCACAUGGCAGAUCUUCUUCCAACAUAAAUGGCGGGCCUGAACUCGAUCGUUGCCUGAGUCCCGAAGGCAUAAAUGGAAACAGGUGCAUUGAAUCUUCGACUCUUCUUGAGAAGUACAGAAUUGGAAAGGUUAUUGGUGAUGGCAAUUUUGCAGUAGUCAAAGAGUGCAUGGACAGGUCCACCGGAAAGGAGUUUGCCCUGAAGAUUAUAGACAAAGCCAAAUGUUGUGGAAAGGAGCACCUGAUCGAAAAUGAGGUGUCCAUCCUGCGCCAGGUGAAGCACCCGAACAUCAUCAUGCUGGUGGAGGAGAUGGAAACAGCCACCGAGCUCUUCCUGGUGAUGGAAUUGGUUAAGGGUGGAGACCUCUUUGAUGCAAUUACCUCUUCAACCAAGUACACCGAGCGGGAUGGCAGUGCCAUGGUGUACAACCUGGCCAACGCCCUCAGGUACCUGCACAGCCUCAGCAUCGUGCACAGGGACAUCAAGCCAGAGAACCUCUUGGUGUGUGAGUAUCCCGACGGGACCAAGUCUUUGAAGCUGGGCGACUUCGGGCUGGCCACCGUGGUGGAAGGGCCCCUGUACACCGUCUGUGGCACACCAACCUACGUGGCUCCAGAAAUCAUUGCAGAAACCGGCUAUGGCCUGAAGGUGGACAUUUGGGCAGCAGGCGUGAUCACGUACAUACUUCUCUGCGGAUUCCCGCCGUUCCGAAGCGAGAACAAUCUUCAGGAAGACCUCUUUGACCAGAUCCUGGCCGGGAAGCUCGAGUUCCCAGCCCCCUACUGGGAUAACAUCACGGACUCCGCAAAGGAAUUAAUCAGCCAGAUGCUUCAGGUCAACGUCGAAGCGCGGUGUACUGCAGGACAAAUCCUGAGCCACCCCUGGGUGUCGGAUGACGCCUCCCAGGAGAAUAAUAUGCAGGCUGAAGUGACAGGUAAACUAAAACAGCACUUUAAUAACGCGCUUCCCAAACAGAACAGCACCACCACCGGGGUCUCCGUGAUCAUGGUCCAAGGCCAUGAACACGGCUCUAGAUAAGGAGGGCCAGAUCUUCUGCAGCAAACACGGUCAGGACGGCGGCCGGUCCGGCGCGGAGCUC